Messenger RNA from Colletotrichum graminicola M1.001, 1026 nucleotides. RefSeq lists its product as uncharacterized. Lineage: Eukaryota; Fungi; Ascomycota; Sordariomycetes; Glomerellales; Glomerellaceae. The coding region runs from base 1 to 1026 and encodes 341 amino acids. Gene Ontology annotation, biological process: snoRNA splicing. Gene Ontology annotation, cellular component: U2-type spliceosomal complex. The record is from RefSeq and is a predicted model, not a curated record. Gene Ontology annotation, molecular function: metal ion binding. The transcript has a single exon.
AUGGCCGACAGCGCGGUACCUGAAGCCGACGCCGCCCCCGUCGCCGUCUUCAAGCGGCGAGGCGCAAAGGGCAAGGCCAACAUCCGCAAGAGGCCCGCGACACCACCACCUGCUAACAGCGACUCCGACUCCGACUACUCCUCCUCCGAGGACGAAGCAGGCCAGCGCGUCAAGAGGCGCAAGAAGAACGCGGGAGCCAUCACAGCAUCCUCCAGGGACCACGCCACAUCAAAUAAAGAUCUCUCCGCCACAGUAUACACCGCUGAUCGCAGCGUGCCCAUAACGGACUCCAACGAUGCCACAAAACACAGCAAUUGGUACGACGAGGACGGCAAGGACGCGCUUUCUUCCAAGAACCUGCUAGGUACUACGCGGGCCGCACCGAAGGGGUCACAGGCCCCCGACGGUACUUACAAGGGCCUCGCGAACCAGACAUCCUUCAUCACCAAGAACCCGGACGCGCCAAACAGGACCGUCGGGCCCAUCAAGGCGCCCACGAACAUCAGGACCAUCACCGUCACCGACUUCGCGCCAGACGUCUGCAAGGAUUACAAGCAGACGGGCUUCUGCGGUUUUGGCGACAACUGCAAGUACCUCCACGCGCGAGAGGACUACAAGCACGGGUGGCAGCUCGACAAGGAGUGGGAGAGCGUCACCAAGGGGAAAAAGAACAUUGGCGGCACCGUGGUCGCCAGCGCGGACCGGGGGGCUAAGGCCGACGACGAUGACGACGACGCCGAGGAGGAGGCCAUGCUGGAGAACAUACCCUUUGCGUGCAUCAUCUGCAAGGAGCCCUACAAGGCGCCCAUCAUCACGAGGUGCGGGCACUACUUCUGCGAGCCUUGCGCGCUCAAGAGGUACAGGAGGGACCCGACGUGCGCCGCGUGCGGCUCGGGCACCAACGGCGUCUUCAACUCGGCGUCGCGGUUGAAGAAGUUGCUAGAGCGGAAGAGGGAACGCGCGGCCAAGAGGCGGCAGGAGGCAAUAGAAGCAGGGGAGGAGGUGAGCGAUGAGGAGGAGGAAUAG